GUCUGCACCGACGUCGCCGACCACAAGAGGAAACCACAUCAGGACGACGAGUCUGAUAUACCCUGGUCCGACGCCGACGAGGAUUUCCACUUGGAGCACAUGCUCCACGACAGGUCCUUUGGAGCCAGCGGCGGCGCCGUGGUGCACACCUUCUCGGGCGCGUCGGCCGUGGUCAACGCCACUGCCUCUGUCACGGCCAGUUCAGAAAUCAGGCGUAAGCGCCAGCAGCAGGGCAAUGCAGCGGCCCCGCCCAUCCGCCGGGCCGGACAGCCGCCCCCGGCGCCGCAGGUGCACAGGGCCACCGUGGUAUCGAAGCCCACGCAGGGCUCCGACAGCGGUGACGAGACGCCGAGGGAGGUACAUGAUGGCGUGA
Prorocentrum cordatum is the source of this 373-nucleotide messenger RNA. Lineage: Eukaryota; Dinophyceae; Prorocentrales; Prorocentraceae. The record is from the annotation of a GenBank genome assembly.